This is a messenger RNA of Kwoniella mangroviensis CBS 8507, 288 nucleotides long. RefSeq lists its product as uncharacterized. The coding region runs from base 1 to 288 and encodes 95 amino acids. Lineage: Eukaryota; Fungi; Basidiomycota; Tremellomycetes; Tremellales; Cryptococcaceae. The transcript has 2 exons. The record is from RefSeq and is a predicted model, not a curated record.
AUGGCAUCAAUAACAUCCGGAUACACUUCAUACGAAUCACCACCUUCACCACCUGCGACAGAAGAAGAGAGAGAGAGUAUACCCUCGUUGGCUCAAGAUGCGUAUGAGUUAUUGGGACAACAGGAGUCAAAGAUGAUGGAGCUAGGCGAUUUCAUAGCGGAGCUCCGAGAUCUAGACCUUCGAACUGCAGUGAUAGAUGAGAUUUUGGAUUAUAUGACAUCGAAUAGCUGGGUCCAAUUGUGGAAUUGGAAGGGUACGGAGGAAACUUGGAUUAGUAUUGUUGAAUGA